CGACAACAAUUCAAUCAACUCUAGAUAUAUAUAUUCCCAACUCCCCAAUUUAACUCGUUUCUCCAUUCUUUCACAAUGGCAUCGCUCGUUAACGUCUUUGCCUGGGAAUCCUUUCGGAAAUUGCUCCUUGUCGGCUAUGAGAAUCUAGCUCUGCCCAUGUCUGACAAUGCUUCCAUCUUCUUGGACCUAGUCGUCUUUCAUGCUGCAUCAGACCCUCUCAUCUUUGCCAUUCGAACUUCAUUGGUCUUUUCUUUCUUUUGUUGGUUCAUGUCCAUGGCCACGGGGACACACUCUUGGGUGGACAGGCUUUGGUCGAUCACGCCCGUUCUUUACGCGAUCCAUUUCUCAGUCCGUGACAUGCUUUAUUGGCCCAAAGAUGACGCUUUUCACUACUUGCCUCGUGUUUACAUCGCCACAGCUCUCAUAUUCCUAUGGGGUGCACGACUGACCUACAACUUUUACAGGAAAGGCGGAUACACAUUCGACAGUGAAGACUAUCGUUGGCCAUACCUUGGUUCAAAGAUUCCCACUGUUCUAUGGUUCUUCUUUAAUAUCUUUUUUAUUUGUCUCUUUCAGAAUUUGUUGCUUGUCGCCAUCACAGUCCCGGUCUAUACUGCAUGGAGAGCAUCGCUUGUGGAGACAACUCCCUUGAAUUGGAUCGAUGCAGUCGCUACACUUUUAUUCAUCAGCGGGUUCACCCUUGAGACUAUUGCAGAUAGGCAGCAAUGGACAUUUCAGGAAAAGAAGCGUAAAGCGAUUAUCAAUAAGGAGGCAUUGAUAGGCGAUUACAAGCGUGGCUUCUUGACCCAGGGUCUCUUCAGAUACUCACGCCAUCCCAACUUUUUCGGUGAAAUGACCAUUUGGUGGUCAAUAUACUUAUUCUCGGUCGCCGCUGGAUAUCCAACUUAUGUUUCAUGGGUCAAUCCUUCUAUUGUUGGCGCUUUCACCCUUACUUGCCUCUUCCAAGGCUCAACGUUGUUAACGGAAUUCUUGACCGCAAAGAAAUAUCCUAGCUACAAGUUGUAUAAAAAGACAACCUCACGCUUCAUUCCUCUUCCCGCAGGAACCAAUCUGGAUGAACUCGAGAAGAAAGCAAAAUAGAAAUAGCAUAUUUCGUAUUUUUUUUAAUGAUGCAUGG
This is a messenger RNA of Lobosporangium transversale, 1138 nucleotides long. RefSeq lists its product as hypothetical. Gene Ontology annotation, cellular component: membrane. The coding region runs from base 76 to 1101 and encodes 341 amino acids. NCBI's taxonomy places the organism in Eukaryota, Fungi, Mortierellomycota, Mortierellomycetes, Mortierellales, Mortierellaceae. The record is from RefSeq and is a predicted model, not a curated record. Gene Ontology annotation, molecular function: oxidoreductase activity, acting on the CH-CH group of donors. Gene Ontology annotation, biological process: lipid metabolic process. The transcript has 3 exons.